Molecule: messenger RNA, 1320 nt
Organism: Mytilus trossulus (common blue mussel)
Lineage: Eukaryota; Metazoa; Mollusca; Bivalvia; Mytilida; Mytilidae
Exons: 1
Coding region: 1-1320 (439 amino acids)
Biological process (GO): deoxyribonucleotide biosynthetic process
Cellular component (GO): cytosol
Molecular function (GO): ribonucleoside-diphosphate reductase activity, thioredoxin disulfide as acceptor
Source: RefSeq, a predicted model, not a curated record
AUGUCGACCGUUAAUUCAUCAGCGUUUCAUGAAGUUCAGCCGAGUGAAUUAUCAAUUUUUGAUUUACCCGGGACACAGACGGGAGUUGUUAAUCUAUCAUUUCAACAAAUUCGUCCUGUCUCUCAACUAGACAAUGAGUCACCUAUUGAAUUUAAUAUUUCUGGUCAGAACAGUAUGGAUUACAUAGAUCUCCGAAUGAGCACAAUGAAUUUGAAAGUAAGAUUGGUAAAAAGUGAUGGAAGUAAAAUAACAUCGACUGAUAAAGUGGGACCAGUAAACCUCCUUCUACACUCACUGUUUUCACAGGUGGAGGUCAACGUACAAAAUAAGAGCAUUACAUCUUCAACUACCAACUAUCCAUACAAAGCCAUGAUUCAGACUUUAUUAAAAUAUAGACAUGAAGCCAAGGACUCUCAACUCACCUCUCAGCUGUAUUACGCAGAUACACCAAACUAUUUUGACGACUCAGACCCGGAUGGACAAAACAUUGGAUUGUACACGAGGUCGCAGUUUUUUGAGGAUAGCAAACUGGUCGAUUUGCAAGGAAACAUAUAUCACCCUUUGUUAGCACUAGAGCGAUAUAUUCUGAAUUCAACCGGGAUGACUAUAAAAUUCUUCAAAUCGAAACCAGAAUUUUAUUUGAUGUCAUCCGAUGAGAAGGCAGAUUAUCGAAUCGAGAUUGUCUCAAUGCAUCUGAACAUUUGUCGUGUUUCAGUCAAUCCAGGCGUCAUUUACGGUCAUAACGAAAUAUUGAAGACAACGAAUGCAAAGUAUCCAUUUGUCAAUACAGAUGUGAAGCUUCUCAGCAUUCCAGCUGGGAAUUCAAGCUUCAGUUUCGAUCAAUUGUUUAAUUCACUGAGACCAAACAAAGUGAUUAUUGGUUUUGUGUCCAGCAAAGCUGCAUCUGGAGAUUACAAAUCAAACCCUUUUAGAUUUAAAAAUUAUAACCUAAGUCAAAUUGCCUUACUGAUAGAUGGUUUACCAGUUGGUGGGAACCCAAUGAAGCUUAGUUUUAACGGAUCCAAUGGUUCUACAUACCUAUCAGGAUAUAACAGUUUGUUCGAAGUGAGUGGAAAAAGCUUGCAAGACAGCGGGAACGCCAUUGACAGGGAUGAUUUUACAGGUGGAUGUGCAUUAUAUGGAUUUCAAAUCGAACCGGAAUUCGAUGGCUUAGACUACCUCACCCUUUUAAAACAGGGAAACGUUAGAAUCGAAGCCCAUUUCAACUCACCACUACCUGAACCCUGCAUGUGUGUAGUAUACAGCGAGAACUCUGGUUAUUUUGAACUGACACAAAGCAGAGAUGUUGUUUUACAAUGA